This is a messenger RNA of Psammomys obesus (fat sand rat), 2807 nucleotides long. RefSeq names its product protein only RNase P catalytic subunit (gene Prorp). Gene Ontology annotation, cellular component: mitochondrial ribonuclease P complex; mitochondrion. The record is from RefSeq and is a predicted model, not a curated record. Gene Ontology annotation, molecular function: ribonuclease P activity; protein binding. The coding region runs from base 943 to 2709 and encodes 588 amino acids. NCBI's taxonomy places the organism in Eukaryota, Metazoa, Chordata, Mammalia, Rodentia, Muridae. The transcript is spliced from 7 exons. Gene Ontology annotation, biological process: tRNA 5'-leader removal; mitochondrial tRNA 5'-end processing.
CCUGCAUGACUUCUUUGCUGUGGGCUUUUGGCGCCUGCGCGCCACAGGAAGUAGGACUCCAUUGGCAUUUCCGACUUGAGAAAAGCACUUUCGUCGCAUUUUGUUCUCGCUCUGGAAGCCUCAACAAUGCCUAAAAUGUAAUAGACUCUUCAGAAGCCGUACCCAGCCCUGUUGAGUACCAGAAGUUUCAAAAUUACUUUCUUUUUCCUGUUUAUCUUUGCUAGGCUCAACAGAACGCCUGAAUUCUAGCCAUUCAGGCCCUAGAGGCUCACUCGGCGCGGUGCAUUGUGGGUACUGUAGUUUUCUCCGUAUUUAUGGUUACUUUAAGCAAGCGUGGCGGGGUUGGUUCAAUGAAGUGAACUUCUUUUGGUGGCCCUCGGUACAGUUAAGUCUGAGCUCUUUCUGAACCUUCCUUUCUUCCCCAUGAUGUUUCUGCUGCACUCCCGUGAUCCCUCGUCUAUGAAGAGUUUUGCCCCCUGGAGAGAGUUGUGAAGAGCAAAGGACCCUAGACUGGCUUUUCUUGCUGCUGAUGGAUGUGGCUGCGGUUGGCGGUUCCUUAAUCUCUCUGUUUUAGCAUGCUUGGUAUCUCGCCCCUCUUCAGGACGGCCGUGAUCCACAUGAGUCGAACUGGGAGGUCCUUCUUGUGCUCUUUCCUCAAAUUCGAAAAUCGUAAAGUAACAGGCACCUCAGGUUUCCCGUUCUGGCUUCUGCUUUAAAGGGAUUGGUUCUGGUGUUGGAUGUCCCUGUUUAAUGGAGAGAAGUCGUGUGCUUUCCUUGCGAUUAAAUAACUUCUAAAGCAUAAUCUUGAUUUGUUUGUAAGGCAGAGACAAAAAGUUACCUUUUCAAGAAUUCUGCUUCAGCUAUCUUCAACCCCCAAUCCCUUAAUUUUACAUAGUAGAGUGGAGCAGUUUUAUUUUUAAGUCUCUUUAAAUCCACUGCAGAAUGACCUUCUAUUUGUCUGGUUUUCGGAGCUUUCCGAAACUUUGGAAGAGCAACCCAAAGUUAGGUCCUGCGACCUCUUCUGUCCCCUUUUUUCUCACGGUUAACUGUGUCACCAGGAACCAACAGAGAUGGUUUUCUGUUAAACCCACGUCCCCUCCAAAUAGCAAAGCAAUGAAUCUGCUGAUUACCAAGGCAAGAGCACUCAAGAAAGGAAGUGACAGAAAUGAGCACGCUUCUUCGGCUCCUCAUUAUUUUGCUGCUGGAGCAGCUAAGAAGAGGUCACACCUAAAUAGUAACCCUCAGAAUGGGGAUCAUGCCUCACCACCUGUGAGAAGCACUAUCCAACUUCCAACUAAACCUUUGAGUUCCAAAGAGUGGGAUAAACUUAAAGAAGAUUUUAAAGGAAAGGCCAAUUUUGAAGACUGGGUCAUUUCACAGAUGGCGCGCAGCUGUAGUUCUGUAGAGGUGGCUAAGUCUCUCCUGGCAUGGGUAGCAGCGAAGAACAAUGGCAUUGUGGGAUAUAAUUUACUCGUCAGGUAUUUGUAUCUCUGUGUCUUUCAUAAGCAGACAUCAGAAGUUAUUGAUGUCUAUGAAAUCAUGAAAGCCAGGUACAAGACUUUAGAAUCUGAGGGUUACACCCUUCUCAUGCGUGGAUUAAUCCGCUCAGACAGAUGGAGAGAGGCCUUGCUGCUGUUAGAAGACUUUAAAAAAGUCAUGACCCCUUCAAGAAAAAACUAUGACGACUGUAUACAGGGAGCCCUCCUUCAUCAAGAUGUGAACCUGGCUUGGAGUUUGUAUCAGGAAUUGUUAGGGCAUAAUCUCGUUCCUCUGAUGGAAACUUUAAAAGCCUUCUUUGAUUUUGGCAAAGACCUAAAUGAUGAUCACUAUUCAAACAAGCUACUGGACAUUCUUUUGUAUCUAAGGAACAAUCAGCUGUACCCUGGAGAGUCAUUUGCACACAGUAUAAAAACAUGGUUUGAAAGUAUUCCUGGAAGACAAUGGAAAGGACAGUUCACCACAAUCCAGAAAAGUGGCCAGUGUUCAGGCUGUGGCAGAGCCAUAGAGUCUAUUCAGCUGAGUCCAGAAGAAUAUGAAUUUCUCAAGGGAAGAUUCAUGAGGGAUGUGAUAGAUGGUGGCGACCAAUAUAAGAAGACGACGCCUCAGGAACUGAAGAGAUUUGAGAGCUUUGUGAAUGCCUGCCCUCCUUUUGAUGUUGUUAUUGACGGCCUCAAUGUUGCAAAAAUGUUUCCUAAGGGCCGGGAAUCUCAAAUUCUCCUGAGUGUAGUUUCUCAACUAGCCCAACAAAAUCUACAAUUGCUAGUCCUGGGCCGGAAGCACAUGCUAAGACCGAGUUCCCAGUGGAGAAGGGAUGAGAUGGAACAGGUGCGGAGGCAAGCCCACUGUUUUUUUGCUGAUAACAUCUCGGAAGAUGACCCCUUCCUUCUGUAUGCCACGCUGAACUCAGGCAAUCACUGCAAGUUCAUCACGAAAGAUCUGCUGCGGGACCACAAGGCCUGCCUGCCUGAUGCCCGGACCCAGCGCCUCUUCUUUAAGUGGCAGCAGGGACACCAGCUGGCAAUCACGAAAGGGUUUCUAAGAUCAAAAUUAACGUUCCAGCAUACCCUCAGCUAUGACACUGUGGUGCAGACGACCGGAGACUCCUGGCACAUCCCUUAUGAUGCAGACCUGGUGCAGAGGUCCUCCUGCGAAGUGCCGACCACGUGGCUGUGCCUCCAGAGAGAGGCAAAGGCGCCUACCGCUGGCUGAGUUUGUCCUGGCUGCGGUCCUGGCCAGUAGCAGGGCUCUUAUAUCUGUGCUGAUUUGGGGCAUGACCUCUGUCCUGGAAAUAAAAAGAUGUUUUGUGA